AGUGAGAGCGCGUGGUCGUUGCCUGUCACCAGAAGGUAGGCACGCACGCGCUUCGUUUCUACGUUUCAUUGUCCUUCAGGGCAGGCGACAUGUUCACUCAUUCCUGGUGAGCACUGUCUUCGCUCGCAGCUGAAAACAAACCCGACUGUUGCCGGUGGAUUUGGGUGUGGUCGAGAGGCUGUGGAUACAAUAAAGGAAUAGCGUUUAGCACUCUGACGUAACAAUUAGAAACCAAUCGUGACUUAUUUUUGUGUGCACAAGUAAGAGGGCAAGAGACAGAGAGUACUGACGGCUUUUAGCAUUAUUGUGCCUUGAUCUGGAGAGACUACAUGGCGACUGCCAGCAAAAAGGUUUUGUUUUUCUGCAACCAGACGUCCUGUAUUACAAUAUGCAAAUCGUGCCUUUCGCAAUUGACAAUCAUCGCUUUACUAUUUAUCGCUCAAGAACAAAUACUUGCUCAAGGUUUCAGCAACAACCCACCAAUACCUGGAGAUUACGAAGCCACACUUGUCGUAGAGGAAGACACUCCUAUAGGCGAUGUGAUUGGGAACAUCACUGCCUCAGAUGACGAUGGUCAGCCACUGACAUUUAAAACUUCGACUCCAGACACGACACAACUCGUUGAACUGAGCAGUCCUCGAGAUGUCCCUGGCAUUCCAAGGACUAAAGUAGUCGACAUCAUCUUAAAGUCUGUUCUAGACAGGGAUUUUGCACCUACCCAGCGGAGGCUCUACUUUUCAGUGUCUGAUGGCGAAAGUUCAGUUCCAUUAUGGAUCACACUUUUCAUCAAAGAUGUCAACGAUGUUGCUCCGCAGUUUGUAAAUUUGCCAUACGAAGUCACCAUAAAAGAAGACACACUACCUGGAACAGUCAUUUUUUCUGGUGUGUCUGCCAAAGAUCCAGACAAUGGUCGAGGAGCAUCAUAUACUAUGGAGUCAGAUGCCCAGGCUGCUGAUAUUGAGUACUUAAGAACCUUUGAGAUCAAGCCAUAUAAUGGCAACAUCUCCUUGCUGCUGCCUUUAGACUAUGAAAAACAUAGUUAUUACCAGUUUAAAAUCACGGCAGAGGAUGAAGGUGGUCUGAAGGCUGAGCCUGCUGGUUUUGUUGUGUAUGUUCUAGAUGUUCAAGACAGUCCACCUACUUUUGUGAACUUGCCUUACAGCACAGAGAUUGACGAGGAUAAAGCAAAGGGUGCGUCCGUUCAACAAGUUGUGGCUGUGGAUGGAGACAGUGGCAUUCCAAAUGACAUCACUUACAGUUUUGUUAGUGGUGAAUAUGCAAACUUCGACAUAGACUCCACUACGGGAGUUAUUAGCAUCAAGGAAACGUUGAACAGAGACUCGGAAACAAUGAGAAACACGGGAGGAGUGUAUGCCAUGAUAGUGCAGGCUGCAGAGAUUGUGCCCCCAGAGCAAGUGAACAAUGGAGAAACCACUGCAACGACCUUGGUUACAAUCACUGUACGAGAUGUCAAUGACAACGCCCCGACAUUCUCUCAGAACAACUACAAAGCAACUAUUUUAGAAAACAUGCAACAAAAUGUUCCCGUUGGAUUUGAAGGGAACAUCAUGCGAGUUUCUGAUAUCGAUCAGGGCACCAACAGUCAUUUCUCGGUCACAUUCCAAAAAGGAGGUGAGCCUUUUGAUGACUUUUCACCACAACCCCAAGAAAUUUACUCUGAGUCAUCUGUAUUUAUACGUGUCAACAAUUCAACGGCCCUUGACUAUGAGAAAAAUCAGAGAGUCAUUUUUGAGGUUGUAGCCAGGGAGCUAGACACUGUUGAGAAGAGAUCGUCGACAGCCACUGUCACUAUUGAGAUCGAGGACAUGAACGACAAUGCUCCAGAAUUUUCAUCCUCAAAUUAUACGUUGGAUGUGGAAGAGAACACUGUUCCUGGUACAUCUGUAGCUGUUUACACUGCUACGGAUCUGGAUUCUGGCAGCUUUGGAGAGAUCAAGUAUUCUCUUCGUGGUGGAAAUGGAAGAUUCAGCAUAGAGGAGAAUACAGGCAUCUUAAGGGUCACAGGUAAUGUAGACAGGGAGGAGAACCAAGAGUUUUACCUGACCGUUGAGGCACAGGAUGGUGGCGGCUUACGGACACCAGCUGAGAUUGCUGUGACCGUUCUGGACAAAAAUGACAAUGAGCCAGUGUUUAAGAGAGAUGACUAUGACGGGAUUAUACGAGAGGGGGAUGUGGACUUUGUCAGGCCAUUGAAAGUGGAGGCUAUUGACAAUGAUGCAAGUAACACUCCCAACAGCCUUGUGUCGUACCAAAUUGUCAACGCACCUCCUGGCCUCUCCGAGAACUUCACUAUUGACAGCUCUACAGGAGAAAUCACUCUUACAGAUCCUCUGGAUUAUGAGACUUUAGAUCCUGCCUUGAAUGGGAAAGUGACCCUGACGGUAGAGGCAUAUGAUGCAGGGGACCCUGUGAGGUCUUCUCAAGUCUUUGUCAAUAUCACCGUUGAGGAUGAGAAUGACUUUAGGCCACAGUUCUCAGAAAAAAAUUAUACCACUGAUAUUCCCGAGAACUCUGAUGAAGGUUUUGUUGUCAAAACUGUCACUGCAACAGACUUGGAUGGUACCAGUCCUAAUAAUGAUUUUAUCUACCGCAUUGAGAGUGGAGCCUUUGACAAGUUCCGGAUUGAUUUUAAGACUGGUGCGGUGGAGGUGGAGAAGAGGGCUGACUUAGACCGGGAGAGUAAAGGAGAAUACACGUUGAGCAUCUCUGCCAUUGACAGAGGCACGCCACCAUUGACUGGUCGUUGCAUUCUUACGAUUCGCUUGAACGAUAUCAAUGAUGAAACACCAGUAUUUGAUAUGGAGACGGCAAGUACUGAAAUCCCAGAGAACACAGCUGUGGGCUCCACAUUCUACACAUUCGGAGCCAGUGACCCAGAUUUAGAAAGCAACUUAGAGUAUCAUCUCGGAGAGGUAUCAGCUUUCAGUGGGGAAAAAGGAAGCAAGCCAUUAAAUGUUACUGCCACUGGGGUCAAGACAUAUUUUGGCAUUGGUCUCAACACUGGGAAAGUGUUUGUCCGGAACGAGCUGGAUCGGGAAACAGCUGAAAGGAUCAUCUUGGAAAUUGUUGUGGAAGAUAAGAAUGCUCAGGAAGGAGAACAAACAGCUACAGGAACUCUGACGGUGACUCUAAGCGACAGCAAUGACAACGCACCCCAGUUUUCUCAGCCAGGUGGUUACACAGUAGAUGUGCCAGAGUCUGAGAGCCUGCAGUCAAUCGUGCUCCAAGUGUCCUCCACUGACGCCGAUGAUGGACAGGUCAUCACAUACAGUAUCGGAACGGCCACUUUUGAUGCUUUCACCAUCAGCAAUGAUGGCACAAUACGUCUCAAAAACGAGCUGGACAGGGAAAAGGAUGAUCAGGUGGAGUUUGAGGUGAUCGCCACAGACAAUGGAGUCCAGCCAUUGUCGUCGACGGCCACUGUGACCAUCGUGGUUCUGGACGCAAACGACAAUGCUCCCAUCUUUGACCCCAACCAUAAGGUCAAUUUUGAAGUGGCGGAGGAUGUUGCUGUUGGCUUCCCAGUGACUCGUAUCACAGCCACUGAUUUAGAUGAUGGAGACUUUGGUACAGUUCACUAUGCUUUAGUUGGACCAGACACUGAAGAUGGAAUGUUUGCUAUUGAUGAGGAUACGGGUGAAAUUUCCGUUGCUAAAGAGCUGGACAGAGAAGUGAAGGCUCUCUACAAGUUUGAGGUGGAGGCAACUGACUCCAUGCUCAACCCGGAAGAAAGUGAAAGUGCAAGGUCUCGCAUAACGGUGGUCAUCAAAGAUGUGAACGACAACCAACCAGAGUUCACUCAGGUCAUUCCAGACAAGCCGACAGUACCAGAAUCCUUCCAGGGUGGGCAGAAUGUUGCCACAGUGGUCGCCAAUGACAAAGAUGAUCCUACUACAGACAGUGGAAAAAUCCUUUUCUCCCUGGGAGAUGACACUAAUGCUACAUCAGUGACAGGCUCACCCCUAUUCCAGAUCAGCUCUGCAGGUGUUAUCUCUGCUUCAAUUGGCCUCAGUGGCUACUCAGGAUUCUACUAUGUCACUGUGGUGGCUAGCAAUCCUGGAGGGCCGGCGGGAACUGAGAAGCAAGUGGUCAUUCAGGUUCUGGAUGUGAAUGAUGAAACACCCCGCUUUGUCAAGCCAAGUCAGGACAAUGAUGUGGCCUAUGUCAUGGAGAACUCGGAGACUGGUACCUUUGUGUUCCAGCUGGAGGCACAGGACAAUGAUGCAGGGGACAAUGGUGUGGUCCGCUACUCCAUCUUGCCCUUACCCAACAGUGAUAUGGACGGUUCUAGUCAGUUUGCUGUUGAUGCUGUCACCGGGAUCAUCACAACCGUGCUAGAAGUUAAUGCUGAACUUCAGUCCCGUUAUGAAUUACGUGUGCAAGCUGCUGACCAGGGUUUCCCAACGCCUGCGAAGACAUCCUUGACCUUGAUUGUGGUAGUACAAGACAAAAAUGACCAUAAGCCAGAAUUUGUGGGUCUGUCGGCACCACAUGUAAUCAGGAUGAAGGAGAAUGAGACGAGCUGUGCCAAUGUGAGCCUGGCCAUUGACCGAGAUCUGAACACUACCUUCACUGUCAUCUGCUACUACUUGAUAGGAGUGGAUGUACCAGACAAGUUCACUCUGGGCAGACAGGACGGUCAGUUGUGUUUGAAAACUCCGCUGGAUCGGGAGACAACUCCGUAUGUUAACGUUGUUAUUCUGGCCCUGGAGGAAUGUUACAGGUCUGACAUUCCUACUCAGAUGAUCUCAAUGGGAAUUGGUGAUUUAUUCCCUGCCAUGUACAGACCUGCUCACACAAAUAAAACCUGGAUUAAAUUGCAGGUGACGGAUAUCAAUGACAACCCCCCAGUGUUCAGAACCAAAGAUCUUGCCCUGGGUGUGACUCGUGUCACCCAGUUUGGGAAGUUCAUCUUAGAACUGAGGAAUGAUGUAGAGGACAAAGAUACUGCCUUAUGGGGUAUCGAUUACUUUGAAAUUACAUCUGAGUUUGAAGCUCACCCCGCUGCACUGAAGAAAGAAUUGGAGGAUUUGGGAGUCAAAGAACCGUUCAAGCUCUUUCGUAAUGGUUCGGUGAAGACCAACAUGUAUUUUAAACCUCAGAUGUCUGGAUUUUUCACUGUGAACCUCAGAGUCUACGACAAAGGGAGAUUGUAUGAUGAUGCAAGGCUACGAAUCUCCUUGAUCAAUGAUGACCAACGACUCAUCAUCAUAUUCAGGCGAUCUAUUGACUCUGUUGGACCUUUGAAAGAUGAGAUAGUAAAGCGACUGAGCGAUAAAUUGAACUACAGGAUUGUGGUUGACUCAAUACAGACUCAUGAGACAGAGACGGGUGCUGCAGACUUGGCAAAAACUGAUAUGUUUAUACACGGGGAAGAUUUUGAAACAAAUGAAGUUAUCCCAGCUGCAAGGUUAUUAAGUAUCAUUGACCAGAAGAGUGCCUUGCUCAUUAGCCUACUCAAUGACUACAAUGUGCUGCAGGUUAUACCGACUUACAAGGAGAAUUUGGACGAUGGCUUAGAAGACAAGCUGAAGAUGGCUCUUAUCCUGGUGUCAGUUGUACUGGGCUCUAUCUGUGUCAUCUUGGCCAUUAUUCUCUACUACACGUACAAGAGAUAUCAAAGGAAACUGAAAGCUGCUACAGCAAUGGCAUAUGUCAACUCAGGAUGUGAACCCAAAGAAUCUGACCUUUAUAAGGCUGACAUCCCUGGGACAAACAUACAUUCUUUUGAAAAUGCAAACCCAAUUUUCUUAGAGAAGAUGAUGUUGGAUAACAAUGAAGACGGGAACACAACCGCUGCCUGAAGUCUGAACUCCCUGGACGAGAAUGCCUUCAUGAGUGAGAGUACAUUUGACGAACAGGAAGUGACCAUGGCAAUAACAGCCCCAGA
This is a messenger RNA of Aplysia californica (California sea hare), 5911 nucleotides long. RefSeq names its product cadherin-23. Gene Ontology annotation, molecular function: calcium ion binding; cadherin binding. Gene Ontology annotation, cellular component: plasma membrane; adherens junction; catenin complex. Lineage: Eukaryota; Metazoa; Mollusca; Gastropoda; Aplysiida; Aplysiidae. Gene Ontology annotation, biological process: adherens junction organization; calcium-dependent cell-cell adhesion; multicellular organism development. The record is from RefSeq and is a predicted model, not a curated record.